This is a messenger RNA of Salvia hispanica, 3533 nucleotides long. RefSeq names its product nuclear pore complex protein. Lineage: Eukaryota; Viridiplantae; Streptophyta; Magnoliopsida; Lamiales; Lamiaceae. The record is from RefSeq and is a predicted model, not a curated record. Gene Ontology annotation, cellular component: nuclear pore outer ring; nuclear pore. Gene Ontology annotation, molecular function: structural constituent of nuclear pore. Gene Ontology annotation, biological process: protein import into nucleus; mRNA export from nucleus; post-transcriptional tethering of RNA polymerase II gene DNA at nuclear periphery.
UACUACUCUAGAAUUAAACCCUUCCCGCCUGUAAAGCCCUAACUUGAGUUAUAAUUUCCAUCCUCAGUCGGCGAGCUAGUUUCUCUGGCCAUGGAGGUCGACAUGGAUGUUUCUCCCAGCUAUUACGAUCCAGAGAAUCUCAGCAGUAGAGAGCGGUUCCGUCGAUACGGGAAAAGACAUCCUGGCUCUAGCCUAUCUCCUCAUCAUGAUAAUUCGGCUUCAAGAUUCAGUAAUGCUGCUUUAUUUCUUGAAAACAUUAAACAUGAGGUUGAGAUGCAUGAGACGGAUUUCGGAGGAACACCUUUUGAAUCUGCUGCUAAAAGGAGAUCUUACCAUGAUAGUUAUGGAGUUUCCACAGUUGAUGGUGACAUUGAUAUGAUACGCAGGAGGGGAAGUGAAUCUCUUAAGGUCUGCAAGAAGGAAGAAGAUGAGCACAUUGAAAGUGCAGAUACGACUUUCUCUUUGUUUGCAUCUCUAUUGGAUUCUAGUCUUCAAGGGUUGAUGCCUAUCCCCGAUCUGAUACUACGUUUUGAGAGUUCAUGCCGCAGUGUUUCAGAGUCAAUUAGAUAUGGUGCCAACGAGAGGUAUAGAAUAAUCGAGGAUAAGUUAAUGAGGAAGAAAGCUCGAUUCUUGCUUGAUGAAGCUGCUUCGUGGUCUCUUCUAUGGUAUUUAUACGGGAAGGGAAAUGAAGAACUCAGAAAUGAUCUACUCCUGUUCCCAACAACUUCCCAUUUGGAGGCGUGUCAAUUUGUCAUAGAAGAUUAUACAGCACAAUUAUGCCUCAGGAUUGUUCAGUGGCUGGAAGGUUUAGCUUCUAAAGCGCUUGAUUUGGAUAAUAAGGUCAGGGGGUCUCAUGUUGGCACUUACCUUCCAAGCUCUGGAGUUUGGCAUCAUACACAAAGACAUCUUAAAAGAGGUGUCUCAAAUCAAAAGAUAAUUCAUCACUUGGAUUUUGAUGCACCAACACGAGAACAUGCUCAGCAGCUGCUUGAUGAUAAAAAACAAGAUGAAGCCCUUUUAGAAGAUGUCUGGACUCUUCUGAGAGCUGGGAGACUAGAAGAGGCUUGCAAUCUUUGCCGGUCUGCGGGACAGCCAUGGAGGGCUGCAAGUUUAUCUCCUUUUGGGGAUUCCAAUUUAUUACCGUCACUUGAAGUCUUAGAGAAAAAUGGCAAGAACAGAAUGUUGCAGGCCAUUGAACUAGAAAGUGGAAUUGGUCAUCAGUGGUAUCUUUGGAAAUGGGCUUCCUAUUGUGCAUCUGAAAAAAUUGCUGAGCAAGAUGGUGGCAAAUAUGAAAGUGCAGUAUAUGCAUCCAAAUGCAGCAAUUUGAAGCGCCUUCUACCAGUUUGCACUGAAUGGGAGUCUGCAUGCUGGGCAAUGGCUAAAUCAUGGCUUGAUGUCCAAGUUGAUAUUCGCAUAGCUGGCUUGCGGCGAGGUGAAGAUGGCCAAUUCAAUAAUUUUGAAGAAGCAAUUGGGCGAAGUCCAGGGCAAGGAAAUCGUGUAUCUCAGCCCAGUGGACCAAAUAGUUGGCCACUUCAUGUGCUGAAUCAGCAACCAACGAAUCUUUCAUCACUGCUGCAGAAGCUUCAUUCUAGUGAUACUGUGCAUGAAGCUGUUACUCGAGCAUGCAAGGAUCAGCAAAGGCAAAUUGAGAUGAAUCUUAUGGUAGGGGACAUACCCCAUUUGCUGGACCUCAUAUACUCUUGGGUAUCACCUUCAGAGGAUGACGGAAAUAUGUUCAGGCCUCAUGGUGAUCCACAGAUGAUGCGCUUUGGUGCACACUUAGUCUUGGUGCUUCGCUACUUGCACGCAGAUCAAAUGAAAGAUACUUUCAAAGAGAAGAUAACGACAGUUGGUGAUUUAAUUAUUCACAUGUAUGCAAUGUUCCUGUUUACUACGCAGCAUGAGGAGUUAGUUGGAAUAUAUGCAUCUCAGCUUGCCCGCCAUCGCUGUGUCGAUCUAUAUGUCCAUAUGAUGGAGUUGAGGCUUAAUAGCAGUGUGCAUGUCAGAUACAAGAUCUUUAUUUCAGCUAUUGAGUAUUUACCUUUUUCUCCCGAUGAUGACUUGAAAGGCAGUUUUGAGGAAAUCAUUGAAAGAAUUUUGUCCCGGUCUCGUCAAAUUAGUACUGGAAAGCAUGACAAGUCCUCUGAUAUUGCAGAGCAACAUCGCUUGCAAAGCCAACAGAAAGCUAUGGUUGUUCAGUGGCUUUGCUUUACACCUCCUUCCACAAUUAAUGAUGCCAGAGCUGUUACUGCAAAGCUUUUCCUUCGUGCACUAAUGCAUAGCAAUUUGCUGUUCCGGGAGUUCGCUCUUAUUUCUAUGUGGAGGGUACCUGCAGUACCGAUUGGCGCUCACACAGUGCUUAGUUUACUUGCUGAGCCUUUGAAACAACAAACAGAACUUCUCCAUUCUACCGAGGAUCGUGAUGUUUCUGAAAGUUUCAGAGAAUUCCAGGAUUGGAGUGAGUACUUCUCUUGCGAUGCAAAAUAUCGCAAGUGGCUAAAAGUUAAACUAGAAAAUGCCGAGGUUUCACCUGGUAAACUAUCACCCGAGGAAAAACAGAGGGAAGUUACUGCAGCUAGAGAAUCUCUCGAGUCUUCAUUUUCUCUGCUACUAAGAAACAAUGAUCCUUGGCUCAUUCCAACUCAAGAUCAUUUGCAUGAAUCGGUGGAAUCUGUCUACCUAGAACUGCAUGCCACAGCUGUUUUAUUACUACCUUCUGGUGAGUGUAUGACACCUGAUGCUACAUUGUGCACAACAUUGACAAGCGCCCUUUACUCAUCAGUUAGUGAAGAGGAAGUUCUGCAUCGAGAAUUGAUGGCAAAUGUGGCCAUCUCUCCUGGAGAGAACUCUUGUAUUGAAGUUGUUCUUCGCUGCUUGGCAACAGAGGGUGAUGGGCUUGGACUACAUGAUCUCAAUGAUGGUGGGAUUCUGGCUACUGUCAUUGCUGCUGGCUUCAAAGGAGAGCUUGCUCGGUUUCAAGCUGGUGUAACGUUGGAGAUCUCCCGCUUGGAUGCUUGGUAUUCAAAUGCCAGUGGUUCUCUGGAUGGGCCAGCAACAUAUAUAGUUCGUGGCCUGUGUCGCAAGUGUUGCAUUCCAGAGAUUGUUCUUCGAUGUAUGGAGGUAUCUGUUUCACUGAUGGAGUCUGGCUAUCGACCAGAGAGGCAUCACGAGUUAAUUGAGCUCGUCACCUCUCCUGAAACUGAUUUUCUCCAUUUAUUUAGCAAGGGGCAGUUGCAGGAACUCCUCCUGUCUGAGAGAGAAUAUUCAAUAAAUGAGAUGGAUCUUGAGGAAUUGCCAGGCUCUUGAAUAGCACAAUUUGGAAUCCUGCAAACUAAAGCUGAUGAAAGCAAAAUUAACGGCAUUCAUAAACACCACCGCCCAGCCCUAGGCACCAUUUUCUUGGUAUAUGGUACAGAAAUUCAGAGCUAUAUAUGGCUUAGUCGUGUAGCACAUACUGACAAUUUACAUUAAAUCGAAUGUAAUCUAGAGGACAUGUUUAACACCUUUUGAGCUUUUGAAGCACUUUUCUUUCA